Messenger RNA from Acyrthosiphon pisum (pea aphid), 1182 nucleotides. Its product is annotated as 52 kDa repressor of the inhibitor of the protein kinase-like. Gene Ontology annotation, molecular function: protein dimerization activity. The transcript is spliced from 2 exons. The record is from RefSeq and is a predicted model, not a curated record. NCBI's taxonomy places the organism in Eukaryota, Metazoa, Arthropoda, Insecta, Hemiptera, Aphididae. Bases 1 to 1182 code for a protein of 393 amino acids.
AUGUGUGAGAGUUUUUUAAAAUUUGUUCCAGUGGAUGAUGUUAGUGGUCAAAGCUUAGCAAAUCAUAUUAUUACUGAGUUAAAAGGCUUAAAUAUUGAAAUCAAAAAUCUACGGGGUCAAGGUUAUGACGGUGCCGCCAGUAUGAGUGGGAAAUUAAAUGGUGUUGCAGCUUUAAUUAGAAAAGAAUAUCCGAGUGCAUUGUACAUACAUUGUAGUGCUCAUAAUCUCAAUCUGUGGGUUGAACGUUAUAAUUCAAUAGAAACGUUCAAUGAAUUUUUCCCUGCAAUUAUUUAUUGCUUGGAAGAAAUGAUUACAUGGAAAGAUAUUGAUACAUCGAGUAAAGCUAAUCAACUGCUUUUGGCAUUGCAAUCUUCUGAAUUUAAUGUAGCCCUCAGUAUUCUCAACCACAUUUUUCAGUAUACACAGUCUCUUUGCAAAUAUUUACAAAGUAAAAAUAUUGAUUUGGUGGUAGCUGUUAAUCAUAUUAAUCUAGUAAAAAAUCAAUUAAGUUGUAUAAGGGAAAACGCCACUACUGAAUUUAACAAAUUAUUUAUUGAUAUUAAUAAAAGAUUAAACGAUUUUGAACUUACUAUUGAAAUGCCUAGAUUAGCUAAACGUCAAAAAUACCGAGACAAUAUUCCGACAAAAGAUCCCGAAGAAUAUUUUAGAAUCACUUUAUUUCUACCGUUUCUUGAUUCGUUUGUACAACAAUUAAACGAUCGUUUUGUUAAUCAUCAAAACAUAAUAUCUGGAUUUCAAAUGUUUGUUAAAAGCUCAGAGUUUGAUGAAGAAAAACUAAGAGAACUUGUUGAGUUUUAUGCUAAAGAUGUUGAUGAUUUUGAUCGAGUGAAAUCAGAAACUAUUUUAUGGAAUCGCUAUUUGACUGACAGUAAUAAACAAUAUAAUAGUGUAAUUCAAAUACUUAAUGAAUGCAAUCCAGAUUUAUUCCCAAAUAUAUAUAAACUAUUACAAAUACUUAUCACACUUCCUAUUACUUCAUGUGAAGCGGAGAGAUCAUUUUCCACACUUAAAAGGAUCAAGAGUUACUUAAGAAAUUCCACAUCAGAAAGAAGACUCAAUGGAUUAGCUGCCCUCAAUAUCCACUACGAAGUCAGUGUAACACCAGAGGAAGUAAUAAGUCAUUUAAGCUCUACAAAACAUCGUUUAGAUUUCAUCUUGUAA